GCGUGGACGCACCCAGGAGAUACGAACUGUAUCAAGUAUCCGUCAGUGCAUCCUUUGCACAAAUGCACCUGCUAUCAAAGGUUCAGGGCGCCGCCACAAGUGCAGUGCCAAUUAAUGAAAUGUCAGUUUUUGCUAAAAUAAGUGGAUUUGGAUGGAGCAAAUUUCAUGUGAUGAGAUAUUUCUUGAUGAUCUGAAUGGCGGUGGCAAAUAACGAGCUUAUGAAGCCUCAGGAGGGAGAGCUAGUCAGUGAGAUCUCCAAGGCUGUGGAAUCAUUUUUCCUUUCUGAGGACAAUGGCCACCUGCACACCCAGCUCCAGGGCCUGGUGUCAGAGCUGAAGGUGGGCUUCUCCAGUGCUCUGUAUGAGCUGAGUCAGAUCCAGCAUGGAGACAGUGAUAUCAGGGAGGAGGUGGGAGAAGCCCGGAGGAGCUGUGAGAGAAAGGCCCUGCGCAUGGAGACCCUGGUUGAAUCUCUCAGGGAUGAACUGGGAGAGAUGCGUUGCCAGAUCCUGCAACUCUGUGGCAGCAACAGGCAGAGGUCUCCUAUACAACAGGAGGUAAAGGUGACACAAUCAGCUCUGGCAACCCAGAGAGACAGUAAUACAGGUCUUGUGGUGAACGGGAGGAGCCACUGUGAGUGCAGUGCCAGCAGCACGUCAUCCUCUUCGAACAGGGGCAGAGUCCUGCUCCACUGCUACCUGCAGGGGCUCAAGGCCGGGAUGUAUGAGGGGACAGAUGCAAGGCACCAGGUGACGAUGCAGCUUCUCCACUCAGAAUGGGAAUACGUGUCGACCUUAAACCAGCUCUACGACAAGUACAGAACACCUCCUGCUCUGCAGAUGGACCUGGAGCCAUAUCAGAAUUACCUGAAGUUUGUGGAGGAGCUGCUGCAGCGCCACCUUCUGUUCAGAAACACUCUGGAACAGAGGUUGUCUGCUCACGACUGGAAAGGCCUUGUGGGAGACAUCUUUGUCCAACUCGUAGGCCACAAUGACGUCAUUGCUGCAAAUGAGAAUGUGUUCUCAGUCAACUUACCUGGUAAAAUAACGUCAUCUUUCCUGGACAUGUACCAUGGAUACACGACAGCGUUGGCCACGUUUCUGUCGAUAGAAUUCAACAGAAUAAUGCUCAACGGGAAAAUACAAAACACACAGAGCUAUACGAAGGAAAGAGAGGAAGUCCAACUGUUCUCUCUGCUGUUGGCACCAGUCUCUCGAAUCCACAGUUACCUAACCCUUAUUCAGAGUCUGUUGCAGUGGACUGACAGCGAUCACCCAGACUGCAGCCUCCUCCAGGGGUCAGAAAGGGUCCUGAGGAGCAUCCUUUCCCGCUGUCACCUCAUCCUGGAGGAGGAUGUCCGAUGGGGAGACGGAGGAAGAAUGGCCGGGCCCAGUGGCAGCUGCUCUGCCUGUCCCUGUGCCAAGUCGUGCGAUCGCAGAAGCCAGCUCUGCCCUGCCACGGACACACAGAAACACAGACAGGAGUCCCGUGAUGCUGCUGGGAAACGAGAGGAACAACAACUAAGCACACGUCAAUCUAACUGUGCCGCUGGCUGCCAGAGCAUGCCCGUUGCCCGUUGGCCUACCGGUACUGUACGGAAGAAGAGUUGUUACAGAGACAGGACAGGAGGGACCCUCCAGUCUCAUCUCCAUGACUCCUGUGGCCUGGCUGGACUGGUCUACGGUGGGGACAUCAGCGCAUUCCUCCAUACGGCACCCCCUGGGUGGGGGGACAGCGACUCUGGACAGGAGUCUCCUAGUCAGGCUACGGGGGUUAAGGGACAAGGACAUGGACACGGCCCCCAGACCCCUGGUCCUCACAUGGUUCAGAGAAGCACUGAUGACUGUGACACGGAGGAGGACGUUGGGGACACCUCCGUGUUCGACUACUCCUCUGUCACCACCUGUAGCCCAGACGGGACCCUGAGGAGGGAGGGGCAAGCGAGUAAUACCGAGGAGGAGGACGAGGAAGAGGACACAGACAGUCAGGUGCCUGUUCUGUUGAAGCCCUCGUACACACAGCAGCAGCAGUCGCUGAGGGAUUCACCCAGAGAACGGACGGUAUGUCUGAGGUGGCAGAUACCAAGGCUGCCGUACCCUUCUUCUCGAAGUCCUCGACACCAGGCAGGUCCAGCGGGCCCGGAGGGACAGGGUCAGGCACCAGGACCACCAGGACCAUAUGGGAAUAGAGUCAUCAGCGUGACGAAGGGACCACCUCCUCUCCUCCCCACCAGUGUCUUCAGACCCAUCUGGGAUGAACCACCAAAACAGGAAGACGCAGCCCCUGUAAAGGAGAAUACACCACAAGGCUUCAGACCGGUUCAAGCCACUGAGAGGCAGACAUUUCCUAACUUCAAAAAGCUACGAUUCCAAACCCAGCCGAGAGUUGGCCACGUCCAGGCAGGAGCCAUGGGGGGUGUUGCAGUGUGGGAUGAGAGCGAGGAGGACAGUGAGGGGCCCUGCAGCACUGUAUGAGAGAGGGAGACUGUCUGUGAGACCAAACUAGAAGUCUGCAGCACUAUUUGAGAGAUCAACCGACAAAGACUACAGCACUGUGUGAGAGAGGGAUAAUCUAAGAGACCAGUCCAACAGUCUGCAGCACCGUGUGAGAUAUAUACCAUCUGAAAGACUGUUUGACAGACUAACCCAGAGGUCUACAGCACUGUGGGACACCAUCCGUGCAAUCAGAACAGCAACAAAAUCUCUUGCAUGCUGGCUACUUGACUAGCAUCUGUGGUCUGUCACAAGACCAACCCAGAGGACUAACAGCACUGUGUGUGAGAGACCAUCAUUUGAGAGACCAUGAGGUCCGCAGUACUGUGUGUGUGAGAGAGAGACUGUACUGUGUGAGAGAUAAUACUGAUCACAGACAGUCUAAGGUCUGCAACAAAAACAAUAACAAUGGUGGUGAGGCAGCCAGUGGCGCCGUUUCCCCCCAACUGCAGAUUCCAUCUUUAAGGUCUGCACUGCAGCAUCAUCUGAACGAUUGACCAGCCUGCAUGACUAGCAUUACACACUAGACAUCCCUGUAACAGUGCUACCGUACGAGGGCCCCUGAAGAGAAAUAGAUACGAAAGAUCCCGCAACAAGAAGAACACUUGAAAAAUCAGAAGCGAUUUCAACUCAUCCCAGAUCAGUCGCUCUGACCAACAGAGGUCCUGAACUAAAAAAAAGACUGGAGAUUCAGGAGAAAUGAAGAGACGUCUGUGUCCCAAAUGGCGCCCAAUUCUCUGUUUACAGGAAAUUGUAAUAACACAUUCUAACGUCACAUUUUAUCACAUAGUUUAAUAAAGUUCAGCGUUUUGGAGGA
This is a messenger RNA of Salvelinus fontinalis (brook trout), 3306 nucleotides long. RefSeq lists its product as uncharacterized. NCBI's taxonomy places the organism in Eukaryota, Metazoa, Chordata, Actinopteri, Salmoniformes, Salmonidae. The record is from RefSeq and is a predicted model, not a curated record. The transcript has 16 exons. Bases 195 to 2471 code for a protein of 758 amino acids. Gene Ontology annotation, molecular function: guanyl-nucleotide exchange factor activity.